AUGCCGUGCUCUUCAGGAGAAAACCUCUUUACCCUCAAAGUAAAUCCAGGACUUCACAGUACAGAUCUAUCAUAUCAUCCACCUAAUCAUGAGGAACCUUCUCCUGACCAAUCACAGAUUGUUACCACAAGUGCAGGCCAGAACGAGGAUGACCGAUUUCAAUGUCAUAUUGGCGAGAAGCGUUACUCCUGUUCAGAAUGUGAAAAGUGCUUUACAGAUAAACAAACCCUUGUGAUACAUGAGAGAAGUCACACAGGAGACAAGUCAUACUCAUGUUCAGAAUGUGGUAAAUGUUUUACAAAUAAAUCAAAUCUUGUUGCACAUGACCGAAGCCACACAGGGGAGAAACUGUAUUCAUGUUCAGAGUGUGGGAAGUGCUUUACCUGUAAAUCAAGUUUUGUUAGACACAAUAGAAUUCACACAGGAGAGAAGCCGCAUUCAUGUUCAGAAUGUGGGAAAUGUUUUGCAAAUAAAUCACAUCUUGUUAACCAUGAGAGAAUUCACACAGGAGAGAAACCAUAUUCUUGUUCAGAAUGUGGGAAAUGUUUUACAAGUAAAUCAUAUCUUGCUACACAUGAGAGAGUUCACACAGGACAGAAGCCGUAUUCAUGUUCAGAAUGUGGGAAAUGUUUCACAGUUAAAUCAAAUCUUAUUAGACAUGAGAGACAACACAUAGGAGAGAAGCUGCAUUCUUGUUUAGAAUGUGGGAAAUGUUUUACACACAGAUCAAGUCUUGUUACACAUGAGAGAGUUCACACAGGAGAGAAGCCGUAUUCAUGUUCAGAAUGUGGGAAAUGUUUCACAAUUAAAUCAAAUCUUAUUAGACAUGAGAGACAACACAUAUGAGAGAAGCCGUAUUUGUGUUCAGAAUGUGGGAAAUGUUUUACACAGAAAUCAAAUCUUGUUACACAUGAGAGAUGUCACACAGGAGAGAAGCCAUAUCCCUGUUUUAGAAUGUGGGAAAUGAUUUACAUAUAACGCCAGGCAAGAUAGCUCUCUCAAACCAGGCCACCACUUUGUCCAUUUCCUAUGUGUAUAUAAUCUAUGUUAUAUCACUGUAUAUACUGUCACUGUAUUUAAUGUCAUUAUAUAAUUCUGUUGAGUGGGCCCUAACAAUACAAUCUUUCAGUCUUUUUCAUGGGCACCUUCUGAAUUUUGGCCCCAUAGCAGCUGCUUCCACUAUAGCUACUUACCCGGUUUUACAGAUAAACAUGUCUGCUUACACAGGCAAUGAGAAAAUCACACCACAGAGAAAAUGUAUUUAUGUCCAGAAUGUGGGAAGUGCUUUACAGAUAAGUCAAAUCUUUUUAGACAUCAGAGAAGUCACACAGGAGAGAAGCUGUAUUCCUGUUCAGAAUGUGAGAAAUGUUUUAUUAUUAAACUCAAACUUAAAGGGGUUCUACAGUUUGUUUUAACUGAUU
Messenger RNA from Bufo bufo (common toad), 1421 nucleotides. Its product is annotated as gastrula zinc finger protein XlCGF17.1-like. The record is from RefSeq and is a predicted model, not a curated record. Gene Ontology annotation, biological process: regulation of transcription by RNA polymerase II. The transcript has a single exon. NCBI's taxonomy places the organism in Eukaryota, Metazoa, Chordata, Amphibia, Anura, Bufonidae. Gene Ontology annotation, cellular component: nucleus. Gene Ontology annotation, molecular function: RNA polymerase II cis-regulatory region sequence-specific DNA binding; DNA-binding transcription activator activity, RNA polymerase II-specific. Bases 1 to 846 code for a protein of 281 amino acids.